Mycetomoellerius zeteki is the source of this 759-nucleotide messenger RNA. RefSeq lists its product as uncharacterized. NCBI's taxonomy places the organism in Eukaryota, Metazoa, Arthropoda, Insecta, Hymenoptera, Formicidae. The coding region runs from base 1 to 759 and encodes 252 amino acids. The transcript has 5 exons. The record is from RefSeq and is a predicted model, not a curated record.
AUGAAGAGUAGGUCGGGCCAGGUUAAUGUCGAGACGUCUAGGUCAAGGAGUGGUCACUGGUCUCGAUCGGCUCGUUUAUCUCAACAGUCUGCGACCUACUUGAAACUACCGCUUUUUUUAUUAGACCAUGUUUCGUUAGACGAGGAGGACGAGGGUUUAUAUGAAGUAAAUGUUAAUGUCGAGCUACCAUUGUAUGACGUUUACAUGCGGCCAAGGGUAAAAGAUAAGUAUCUUGAAGAAAUGGGAUUGGUAGAACGAGAAGCCGAGAUGCAAGAAUUGAAUGCUCCUAGACCUGGAAGAUCAAGAGAUCUUUUCGGAGUACAAUUGGAGGUUACUUCGUUACUUUUGGAGGGUGAGCGUCGCAAAUUGGCAGUCUUGCAAAGGGAAUUGCAAGCAGCCCUUGAGGAAGGUGGAAGCGUAAAGGUGAAGGAAAAGCAGCGACAAGAAUUGCUGCAUGCUAUAUCCGAGCUUCUGCUGGCGUUGGAGUUGCUGAUAGUGGUGGUAGUAGAUGAAAAGGGAGGUUGGGAGCGGGCCAGUGUGGAGGUGGAUGACGUCGGCGGCGGCGGCGGCGGUGGUGGUGGCGGUGGUGGUGGUGGCAGUGGGGGAAGGCAGUUUCUGGGCGGUGGAGGGUGCGGAUCGUCGUCCGCAAAGCCGUGCGUUCACCCCGUGCCGCCACGACAACAGGGCGUCGUUCGUUCUGGUGCGAGCGCCGGGAGUCCGCCGGGGUUUCGUCGAACUUUCCUCGAACCAGCGGGUUGA